CAGCCUUUGAGCAAAUUUAACUCAGGGACGCAGUUGCCCUGCUGUCACAGUUACUCUUGGAUUCUACACAGUGCGGAUCUCUUCUUCACACUAUAAACAUGGAUCUGAAAGUGAUAGUAGUAUUUGCUCUGAUAGCGGUCGCCCUUCAUGUCCCCGUUUCAGAUGCCAAGCCCAUCAGCCUGGUAGAGAGAUGCUGGUGCCGUUCCACAGUCAACACAGUCCCACAGAGAAGCAUUCGUGAGCUCAAGUUCCUGCACACUCCCAACUGCCCGUUCCAAGUCAUUGCCAAACUGAAGAACAACAAGGAGGUGUGCAUUAACCCAGAGACCAAGUGGCUGCAACAGUACCUAAAGAAUGCUUUGAACAAAAUGAAAAAAGCCCAACAACAGAGCUAAGAAGUCUGCCAGAUGACAAGGGAAUCUGACAGCCCACCGUCACAGAUAUGUACCAUAUAGUCCUCUGACAUGCUAGCUUACCCAGCACUUAACCUGCCAAAUAUGCUCCCCCCAGUAAAGACUCAGCAAAAGACCACCAACUGUUUGCGCCAAGUGCAAUUAUAUAUGUAUGACUGUGUUUUUAUACGAAUAUGUAUAUAAAAUGUUUUUAUUUCUUUAUAUCGUCUUAAAACCAGUAAAAGAGAUAUUUUUGGAGUUGUGUUUGCUUGCUUGUCUCGUUAUGUUGGGGUAGGUUGAUCUGCAUGAGAUAAUGAGGUAUUUUGAAGCAAACAUUGAAAACUUAGAAAGCUCCCUGUAGGUUAACCUUAGAUAUAAGGUAAAAACUCACAUGCCUAAAGUGUUUUUUGUUUUGUUUUGUUUGUUUGUUUGUUUGUUUGUUUGUUUGUUU
This is a messenger RNA of Myxocyprinus asiaticus (Chinese sucker), 843 nucleotides long. RefSeq names its product stromal cell-derived factor 1-like. The record is from RefSeq and is a predicted model, not a curated record. The transcript is spliced from 4 exons. The coding region runs from base 99 to 395 and encodes 98 amino acids. Gene Ontology annotation, biological process: chemokine-mediated signaling pathway; axon guidance; positive regulation of cell migration. Gene Ontology annotation, cellular component: extracellular region. NCBI's taxonomy places the organism in Eukaryota, Metazoa, Chordata, Actinopteri, Cypriniformes, Catostomidae. Gene Ontology annotation, molecular function: chemoattractant activity; chemokine activity.